Messenger RNA from Aspergillus nomiae NRRL 13137, 864 nucleotides. Its product is annotated as sucrase/ferredoxin-like domain-containing protein. Bases 1 to 864 code for a protein of 287 amino acids. The transcript has 2 exons. Lineage: Eukaryota; Fungi; Ascomycota; Eurotiomycetes; Eurotiales; Aspergillaceae. The record is from RefSeq and is a predicted model, not a curated record.
AUGUUGCGGUCACUCCUCUCGCUCGGCAGCCGCAGCGACUAUAUCUUCCCCACGGUAGAUCCAAAACAGGAUGGACCGAACUGCAAACUAGAUUGUGCCGAUUGUACGGUGCACUUCCCGUCAAAGGUGAAGGUCGAGAACUCCCGAGUCCUCUACGGACACAUCAAAGAGUUUCACACGCACGUCUUGGUCGCCACUGGCAAAUCAGACUGGACGGAGAGGGUCGAGAAUGAAAAGGGAAGCUUAAUGGAAGCUUUCGACAGCAGUUCCAACAAAUCCAAGCAUGGGCGGAUUAUGGUCUCGGCAUCGAAUCUCAGGAACCCGAACCAUGAGGCAGAUGACAAUUAUCGGACUACGCAAGGGACGACCGUGCUGCUUCUACCUUCAUUCACCUUCGUCGAUUCGGUAACUACUGGCGACGUUAGAGAGGUGGUUGACUGCUUCAUUGAUGCCCCCAAAGGACAACCACUUGAUUCCCGAUUGCCUUCUCGACCAUGCCAAUACGAUUAUGUGGUCCUUCUCUGCUCUCAUAGACGGCGAGAUGCGCGAUGUGGAAUUACUGCCCCGCUAAUUAAGAAGGAAUUGGAGCGACAUCUGCGACCCCACGGGUUGUAUCGUGAUGCGUCUGAUGAGCGACCGGGUGGUGUGGGAAUCUUCUUUGUCUCCCACGUGGGCGGCCACAAAUUUUCAGCCAAUGUUCUGAUCUACCGAAAACAGGCAGAGCAAAUGAUUUGGCUAGCAAGAGUCAAGCCAGAACAUUGUGAAGGGGUUGUCAACUAUACAAUCUUGCAGGGGAAGGUUGUUCACCCCGAGUCUCAGUUAAGAGGGGGGUUUGACAGGCAGCGGGGAUUGACGAGUUGGUAG